UUAAUGCACCCUCAUCCAGUGUCCUCCUCUUCACUUUUGUUCUCAGGUUACCCCGUGCAGCUCAUCUCCCUCGAGACCAGACAAGACACCUGUCACACUUUGCUGUUCCCUUCGCCGUUUGCCACAGCAAGAGCUCUCACCGGCUCCUCUCUGCCUCUACAUAGCAUGGAAGCCGGACGCUUUCUGCUUGGAUUAUGUGCCUUUUUCUACUUUUACAGAUCUGUCUCGGCAGAGUCCACGUGCAAGCUGAAGGCCAAGUUCAACCUGAGCGGCUACAAGAAUGUGGAGAAGAAGAAGGUCGUUAUCGGGGGCAUGUUUCCUGUACACAAGCGUAUUGCUUCCAGUGAUGGCAACACUUCGAGGGUGCCGGUCUCCGCGGGGUGUGAGGGGUUUAACUUCCGCACCUUCCGCUGGACCCAGACCAUGCUGUUUGCAAUCAAUGAAAUCAAUGAGAGGCAAGACCUGCUGCCCAACACCGACCUGGGCUAUGUCAUCUACGACUCCUGCUUCACCAUCUCCAAGGCCGUGGAGGGCACCCUCACCUACCUGACGGGCCAGGAUGAGGCCGUACCCAACUACCGCUGUGGCAGCGGGGCCCCUCUGGCUGCUCUGGUGGGCGCCGGGGGCUCCGACCUGUCCAUUGCCACGGCGAGGAUACUUGGGCUUUAUCACUUCCCACAGGUCAGCUAUUCGUCCACCUGCUCCGCCUUGGAGAGUAAGUUCCAGUUCCCCACCUUCCUCAGGACCAUUCCCAAUGACAAGCACCAGUCCACAGCUAUAGCCAAGCUGGUGCUCCACUUCGGCUGGACGUGGGUGGGCACCAUAGCUGCCGACGAUGAUUACGGCAAGUAUGGCAUCAAAGACUUCAAGGAGCAGGUGGAGGAAGCUGGUGUGUGCAUCUCCUUCUCUGAGACGCUGCCAAAGGUGAGUUCCCCAGAGGACAUCCAGCGUAUUGUUCAGACUGUAGUCGAGGCCACGGCCAAGAUCAUCGUGGUCUUCUCAUCAGACGUGGACCUCAGUCCUCUGAUCGGCGAGCUGCUCCGGCACAAUGUGACCAACCGCACCUGGAUCGCCAGCGAGGCCUGGGUCACCUCCGCUCUCAUCAACGAGCCUGGGGUGAACUCAGUGCUGGGUGGUACCCUAGGCUUUGGGGUUAAAAGAGCUGACAUCCCGGGUCUUCAGCGUCAUCUACUGGACAUCGACCCCUAUGACCCGCUCGCUGAGGAAUUCUGGGAGACGGUGUUUAACUGCACGUUGAACUACGACACAGCGAUGCGGCAGGCCAAACAGAGGGCCAAGGAGGUUAACAGCACGCUGUCCAGGGCGGUGAGGGCGGGUCCUGCUGGGUUGUGUACCGGCAGUGAGUCUCUGGCACAGCUUGGUAACACCUUCUCUGAUGUUUCCCAGUUACGAAUCACUUACAGUGUGUACAAAGCCGUGUACGCUGUGGCGAACGCCUUGCACGAACUGGAGCACUGUGUAAAGGGACAGGGGCCGUUCAUCAACAUCGACUGUGCUGACAUCACAGACUUUAAGCCAUGGCAGCUGAUGUACUACCUGAAGAACGUGCGCUUCAAAGUGCCGCACACUGACGAAGAGGUCUACUUUGAUGACGGGGACGUAGAAGGCAUCUAUGACCUCAUUAACUGGCAGUUCGACGGUAAUGGGGAGAUAUCCUACGUCACCGUGGGACACUACAACGGCUCAGCAGCUCCAGAGGACAGGAUGACCAUAACGAAUGACUCCAUUGUGUGGAACAAUGACAUGUCGGAGCCUCCUCGGUCAGUGUGCAGUGAGAACUGUCAGCCAGGCACCAGGAAGGGGAUCCGACAGGGAGAGCCAGUCUGCUGCUUCGACUGUAUCCCGUGUGCUGAUGGAGAGAUCAGCAACUCAACUAACGCUCGGGCGUGCAUCCUGUGCACUUACGAAGAGUGGUCCAAUGAUGCUCAUGAUAUCUGCGUACCAAAAAUCAUCGAGUACCUGGCCUUCGGAGAGCCGCUGGGGAUCACUCUCAUCGUCAUCUCGGCCUUCGGAGCUCUGGUCACCAUCGGUGUCGGGGUGGUGUUUGUUGUGAACAUCGGCACCCCUCUGGUGAAAGCCAAUGAUCCUCUGUUGAGCUUCUCGCUGCUCUUCUCACUUGUGGUGACCUUCCUCUGCUCCAUCGUCUUCCUCGGAAAGCCUCAGCACUGGAGCUGCAUGACCAGCCAAGUAGGUCUGGCUCUGGGCUUUGCUCUCUGCCUUUCCUCUCUCAUGGGUAAGGCAGCUCUGUUGAUGCUGAGAGCUCGGACUCUGAAAGCGGCCCGCGUCAAAGCCAAAGCAGCUGCCAAAGCAGCAAAAGCAGCAGCAAAAGCUGCAGCAGAAGCAGCGGCCAACAGCGGCAGUCCUGAUGUUAUUGUGACCAACACAUUUAACAACAAUGAGGCCAGUACCAGUGUGGACCCUGAAGUUGACAGAAUCUCCUGUGCCCACCAGAGGGCAAUAACUGCUGUGGGAACAUUAAUACAGGCUAUAGCGUGCACAGUGUGGCUCAUCAUCCUCCCUCCACACCCCAUCGAGAACACCUCCGCCCAGAAUAUAAAGAUCAUUCUCGAGUGUGAUGAAGGCUCAGUGAUCUUCAUCUGUUGCAUCUUUGCCUAUGACAUCCUGCUGGCUCUGAUAGCCUUCGUCUUCGCCUUCAUAGCCCGAAAACUGGAGGACCACUUCAGCGAGGCGAAGUGUGUGACCUUCGGCAUGUUCGUCUUCUUCAUUGUGUGGAUCUCCUUUGUCCCAGCGUACCUCAGCACACGUGGCAAGUUCAUGGUCGCCGUCCAGAUUUUCGCCAUUUUAGCUUCCAGCUUCGGUCUGCUGACCUGCAUCUUCCUGCCCAAGUGUUACGUACUCCUGGUCAAACCUGAACGCAACACAGAGGAUAUGAUGAGGCCCCGCGCCAAACCACGCGACGGGACCGGGACCGGGACCUCGGCCUCGCUCGCCACAGCUGGUACUGAGGUCACUGCUACGAUCGCAUCCACUGCGAUUGAUGAUUAGUGGAGCAGCACUGAGAACUAAACUGAAAUCGUAAAAUAAUGCAGAUGGCGGAUGUGCCACUGCUUCAUUGGGCAACUGGUCCAGCUGAUUAGGGUUGUUAUUCACAUAUAUUUUACAAUCAUCAUGUUUUGGUCUAUAAUUAAUAGACAAAAUAUAUUAUUUUCAAAAUAUUUAUUUUUACAUUGUUACACUGCUUGAGAUAGAGUUGAUUUUAAUAAGCAAUAUCGAUGAGGAAAGAACUUCAACGAUUACCUAAUAUCUCAAACAUGCAUUUUCAAAAACAUUGCUAUUUCAGAAAAUAAGUCCUAAUACAUGUCAAACACAGGACAUUUUUAACACAAUAUAAUUUACUAUAAUGCCACUGUGAGUCCUGCUAAAACAUAUCUUAACAAGUUCAGACUCUUACUGUCAAAUUGCUGUUGUUUCUGUUGUGGUAGCGUAAUUGAAAUAAAGGCAACGUUUUACCUCAGACAUACUGUACUUCUAGAUACAAAUAAACACAUUUUGACAUUUUAUAAACAUACAGGCAUUUAAGCUUAUGUUGUUCCUAAAUCAAAAUAUUUGCAUACAAUGUUUACUCUGUAAACUUUACUUUCAAUUACAAUAAUAACCUGUCAAUGUGAUACAAGCUAGUGUAACUCUGAUAGCAUUAUACAUUUCCAAAUAAUAUAAUAAAUGUCAUUUUCAGUCACUAUAAUACGUGUUUUUCUUG
Messenger RNA from Sebastes umbrosus (honeycomb rockfish), 3739 nucleotides. Its product is annotated as vomeronasal type-2 receptor 1. Gene Ontology annotation, biological process: G protein-coupled receptor signaling pathway. The record is from RefSeq and is a predicted model, not a curated record. Gene Ontology annotation, cellular component: membrane. The transcript is spliced from 14 exons. Gene Ontology annotation, molecular function: olfactory receptor activity; G protein-coupled receptor activity. Bases 4 to 3027 code for a protein of 1007 amino acids. Lineage: Eukaryota; Metazoa; Chordata; Actinopteri; Perciformes; Sebastidae.